UUUCGGCUUUCUGUAGUUUAUCAUAUCAAAACACAUGAACUGAGAGCCGCGCUCUCCGCAAGCAAGCUUCAGCACGAAUACUUUCUCCUUACGGUUUAAUUUCAGCUUUUUCCAACUUCGGAAGUAGGGAAAAAUACAUUUUAUUCUAUACGAAGAAUGGGGUGUGCAAUAUCUGGCUUGGCUGAAAAGGCGGACUUGGGCGAGAAGAGCACUCAUGAUGCUGGAGGAAGAGGAGAACAUCUCAGGCAAGAUCAGAUUGACAUGAUCAAGGAGUCGUGGAAAGUUAUCAGGGACGAUAUCGCAAAAGUUGGCAUCAUAGUGUUCGUCAGGCUCUUCGAGACCCAUCCCGAAUGCAAAGACGUUUUCUUCCUGUUUCGGGAUGUCAAGGACCUGGAGAGGCUUCGGACCAGCAGAGAACUCCGAGCGCACGGGCUACGAGUAAUGUCUUUUAUUGAGAAAAGCGUGGCCAGGUUGGACCAACUGGACCGACUGGAGCUACUAGCCAUGGAGCUGGGAAAGAGCCAUUACCACUACAAUGCCCCUCCCAAAUACUACAGUUAUGUUGGAGCGGAAUUCAUCAGUGCUGUGCAGCCCAUCUUGAAGGACAGAUGGACUGCCGAGCUGGAGGAGGCAUGGAAGACCAUGUUCCAGUACGUGACCUGCCUGAUGAAGCAGGGCUACGAGGAGGAGGACAAGCAGAACCAGGUGGCAGUUUCCACAAAGGAGAGAGUGGAAAAGACGAAUACGGCACUCUGAGACGCUCAUUUAAAGCCUUGCAGUACAUGUUUGCUCUUCAUUAGCAGAACAAACACAAAUUCUGCAGUGACUUUUUCCAACACGGCACUUUAUUAGUGAACUUAAAUUCUGCUGUGGGCCCGACGAGGCACGCUGCCUAGGGCGCUCUGGAUUUCCUGUCCAGAAGAUUUCAGUACAUCUCAUACUUGCAAUUUAGCUCGAUUCCAAAAUUGGAUUCACAUUUUCAAUGAACUUAUAUUUUUCUUUCUUCUUUUUUUUAACAAAGAAAGCAGGCCAGGUGUGGCAGCUUCAGGUUUCUACAUGGAGACUAUAACCAUUGUAUUUAUUACAUAAUCAAAAUAAAAUGACUUGA
Corythoichthys intestinalis (scribbled pipefish) is the source of this 1108-nucleotide messenger RNA. It is a transcript of the gene xgb, whose product is annotated as x globin. The record is from RefSeq and is a predicted model, not a curated record. Gene Ontology annotation, biological process: response to hypoxia; oxygen transport. Gene Ontology annotation, molecular function: oxygen carrier activity; heme binding; oxygen binding. The transcript is spliced from 5 exons. Bases 157 to 756 code for a protein of 199 amino acids. NCBI's taxonomy places the organism in Eukaryota, Metazoa, Chordata, Actinopteri, Syngnathiformes, Syngnathidae.